AUGAAGUUAUUUACUAUUACAGCUUCACUUGUUUUAAUAUCAUCAAUUAAUGCAAUUCCAACUUUUAAUUUUUUAAAUAAAUUAUUACCAUAUAAUAAUGAUGAUGAUGUAACAAUUUUAAAUUUCGAUAAAGAAAUCGAAAUUGUUAAUGAAAAUGAUUUAAAUAUUUUACCACCUAAAGAUCUAUUUAAAAAUAUAAUUGAUGAAACAGAAUAUAAAAAAUUACCUGAAAUUGAAACUGAAAAAUUACAAGAAUUGGUCAAUGAAAAAGGUUUACGUUCAAGAGCAGAAGAUUUAUUUCAAAUAGCUCAAAGAUCAAUUAAAGAAUAUGAUCAUCCAACUAGAGUUAUUGGAUCUCCAGGUCAUUGGGGCACAAUUGAUUAUAUUUUAUCUGAAUUAAGAAAAUUAGGUGGUUAUUACAAUAUUCAAACUCAAAGUUUUGAUGCAAUUGAUGGUAAGGUUAAAUCAUUUAGUUUAUUAAUUGAUGGAGUACAACCAAAAUCAUUAAAACCUUUAGCUUUAACUCCACCUACUUCGAAUAAUAGUUUAGUUCAUGGAAAUUUAGUUUUGGUUGAUAAUUUUGGAUGUAAAUCAUCAGAUUUUCCGGAAUUUGCAAAAAAUAAUAUAGUUUUAAUUAAACGUGGUGAAUGUGCAUUUGGUGAUAAAUCAAGAAAUGCAGGUAUAGCUGGUGCCUUGGGAGCUGUAGUUUAUGAUAGAGAAGAAAUUCAAGCAACAUUAGGAGAACCAAAAGGUAAAGAAGUUGCUACUGUUUCAGUUGCCGAAAAAGAUGUUAAAGAAUAUAUUGAAAAACUUACAAAAGAUCCAAAAACUCAAAUUGAAACAACUUUAUAUGUUGAUGCAUAUAUUAAAAGAAUCAAAACAUUGAAUGUUGUAGCUGAUACAGUUUACGGUGAUCAUGAUAAUGUCAUUGCUUUAGGUGCUCAUUCAGAUUCAGUUAAUGCUGGUCCAGGUAUCAAUGAUGAUGGUUCAGGUACAAUUUCAUUACUUGAAGUUGCAAAAUAUUUGACUAAAUUCAAAAUCAAUAAUGCCGUUAGAUUUGCAUGGUGGGCAGCUGAAGAAGAAGGUUUAUUGGGUUCCACAUAUUAUGCAAAUAAUUUAUCACAAUCAGAAAAUAGUAAAAUUAGAUUAUUUAUGGAUUAUGAUAUGAUGGCUUCACCCAAUUAUGAAUAUGAAAUCUAUAACGCUAAUAAUGUUGAUCAUCCAAAUGGUUCAGGUACUUUGAAAGAUUUAUAUGUUGACUGGUAUGAAUCACAUGGUUUAAAUUAUACUUUUGUCCCAUUUGAUGGUAGAUCUGAUUAUGUUGGAUUCAUUGAUAAUCAAAUUCCUGCUGGAGGAAUUGCAACAGGUGCUGAAGGUAUAAAAAAUGAAACUUCAAAGGAAAAAUUUGGUGGUAAAGUUGGUACUUGGUUUGAUCCAUGUUAUCAUCAAUUAUGUGAUAAUUUAGAUAAUCCAAGUUAUGAAGCAUGGGUUAUAAAUACAAAAUUAAUUGCUCAUUCUGUAGCAGUUUAUGCUAAAUCAUUAGAAACAUUUCCAAAAAGAGAAUUGAAUCAAAUUAAAGCCGAAUCAUACGAUAAUAAAUUUAUUUAUCGUGGUUCAAAUUUAAUAAUUUAG
Molecule: messenger RNA, 1632 nt
Organism: Insectozyma verbasci
Lineage: Eukaryota; Fungi; Ascomycota; Pichiomycetes; Serinales; Debaryomycetaceae
Source: the annotation of a GenBank genome assembly